Molecule: messenger RNA, 1009 nt
Organism: Temnothorax curvispinosus
Lineage: Eukaryota; Metazoa; Arthropoda; Insecta; Hymenoptera; Formicidae
Exons: 4
Source: RefSeq, a predicted model, not a curated record
UCCCCUCUCCUAAAUUUCAGAGCGCUGAUUGGGCGUUCCAGAAACAUUAAUUUCCCCCUCCUUCAUCAUAGUUUUGGAAGUUGCCGCGUAUAUUCGAUUAAUUUUAUACGACUAGUCUCGUAUCGACUGCUUGUGCGAACGGUGUUCACUUCUCAUAUCCGAGAGAAAGAAUGUAUUCCGUUGAAGGAAGCAACGGCGGUAACAGCAGUGGCAGUAGACGUAUGAAUUAUUACGUACCGAUUCACGAUGAUGAUGAUGAAACUCCAUCGUACGAGAACAAGUGUAACAACAUUUCGUUGAAGCGUCGCGCGGUUCGAAUACUCAGCAGACGAUACGCGUUGACGGCUACGGGAUACAAAUUCCUUGAAGUUGGCGUUAACGUGGGUCCACCGAGUUACGUGGAGAUCGCCGUAGGAGAUCAUCGAGGAACGGAAUUGAUACUGUCCCUCGAAACGUGGAAGGGAUUCUACGAACAACGACGGAACAUUCUGAAUUUCAUUCGAUCCUCUAAAGAUACGUGUGAUUUUAUAAGCAUUGGACCGCUAACAUUGAGAAUUUGUACGAUUAACGGUGUCAAACUCGUACGUCUCGAGUCUUUAAACGUACGCUUAACGAUGAUCGAAUCGACGUUACACCGUAUGCUCGAUCUUGAUCCGUGCAUCGACGCGAUGUUCCAUCGAUUGAAUAGAAUUGGAGCAUCGGUUCGUUUCAAGUUCACGCAAUUCUCCAAAAUCGCGUCUACUGUAACGAAUCCUACGCAAUGGAUAUGGGUCGACAACGUGCCGGUGCGCGAGGUCCGCCUUUAUAAUAUGGAUUUUAUAUAUUUCGAUGAAAUCCGAAUUCGGGGAUUCAUCAAUAUUCAUCGUCAGCGUUUGGUACGCUGGUUUAGAAGAGUGGAUUCCGAAUAUAACGAGGAAAUCUGGGACGUUUUAGGAGAUGAAGAUAUCUUCCAAUUACGAAGAUUAUUCGAUAUGCAAAAUGAGUUUGACGUUGAAGAGGAAGAGGUGUG